Messenger RNA from Amphibalanus amphitrite, 2275 nucleotides. RefSeq lists its product as uncharacterized. The coding region runs from base 301 to 2091 and encodes 596 amino acids. The transcript is spliced from 10 exons. The record is from RefSeq and is a predicted model, not a curated record. NCBI's taxonomy places the organism in Eukaryota, Metazoa, Arthropoda, Thecostraca, Balanomorpha, Balanidae.
AACACUAUUGUAUCCAGUACUAUGGAGAUGGACAGCUAAGCCUCUGGAGUUUGAGUUCAACAACCGAUCGCUCUGAUCGGUGAUUGGUCAGACUGCUGAGACCGGCAGCCAAUCGGAAUGCAGUGCCGGCAAUGGCUCAUCAGCACUUGAUGACGGCAGCAAAAGGUCGUCAGAGCCGCGACUUUAGAGGAGGUUGCCGAGGAGAGCGGAACGGUGCUACCACCGGCUACAGUGCUGCCCUGGGAAGUGGUGUCAUAAAAGGCGAGAGCGCGAACGGUGGCCGUCACCCGUUUGGCUCCAAUGAUGCUGUCGCAGAUUCUACUGUACCUGUGUCUGCAUUUGGUGAUUUAUUUUCCGGAUACUUACGUCAUCGGAUCACCAACAUGGCAGCCUUCCCAGUCGCUGUCAACGAAAUAUGGACAGGGCUGGCGGCGGCCGCGGGCGGUGUUUCCAGCCCCUCCAGGAGGUACUGUACCUGCACCGACAGCUCCCAGCGCUGUCCCGGUCCGGCCGCCCGCUCCCCCCAUAGAGACCCUCCCUAUAGGACCGCCAGCGCCGCCUCCCGGUCUGGUGCUGGGCCCACCAGCGCCGCCGCCGGGAGCCACCCUUUCGGCGACCGGCGCCGCUCGGGCGCUGCUUCCGCCGGAGUUCGAGACGAGGCGGAGUAGAAGAGCGGCUCAGGGGGCGUACCCGUGCACCUGCCGACCUCACCCUUACGAAUGUAGCUGCAGGGUGGGCCAGCACCGCGUUCCCCAGACUGCCCGACGUCUCCCUCCGGCCCCGCCCACGGGCCCGCCCAGCCCUCCCGGGACGCGUCCGGCACCGCCAGCUCCGCCGACGGCAGCGCCACCUGCACCGCCGACCAUAGCGCCACCUGCGCCGCCGGGACCAGGCUCUACACUCCCGGCACCGGCGGCACACAGCGUGCGGGCUGCAGACAUCAGCUGCAUCCGGUCAGCGAGCGAGGAGCUGCUGACCGCCACCCUGCUGAUGGACGGAGCACCGAUCGCGCCGCCGCUGAUCGACCAGCGGCCCGACAUUAACCUGCUGACAUCAGCGCGGUGCUCGCUGAAAUCAGCCGUGGGAGACUGGCCGUCGCUGAGGCUGACCGUCAGGGAGUUUGGGGCCUGCGGAGUGGAGGAGUGUGUGAAGGGAGAGCGCUGGCUCUGCGUCACUGUGCGGUUCCCGAGACUGGCUGGUCUGCGUCUUCUGGAGGAUAGCGUGGUCCGGCUCCGCUGUCUGCCCAAAGAGCGCAGACACGCCCUCGAGAAGCAGCUCACCCUGCAGGCGCCGAGGCUGGACCGCUUACCAAUAGCGUCCUACUCUGGGGCGACGGAGGCCUCCGAGUCCGGCCUCCCCGAAUUUGACGUUCAGCUACUGCACCGCGGUCGGGGCCAGUUCCGGUUCACACCGGUCCACACCGGUUACGACAGCGUGCACCUGGGCGACGAGAUGGAACUGAGAACGACCGUCAGAGACAGAGACGGCUGGCGGUACAGCCGUCUGACGGGACUGGUACUGGAGCGUGUACCGCCCGAUGGCGAGGUACAACCCAGCGACAUUGUACCGCUGGUGCUCAGCGACGGGUGUGCCAACCGAGAGUACAAGCUACUGGCACCUGAGAACCCUUCGUGGUUUGAGAAUGAUCCUCUGGUGGUCCGGUUCUCGUUCCGGGCAUUCUCCUUCCAGGGAGUGACCUCGGAUGACCUGAUCAGGGUCACAGUCCGGAUUGCCGCCUGCAGAUACUACGAGCCCGACUGUAGACCACCGGUCUGUGGGCCCGGCACCUCUACACGAGUGAGGCGCAGCGUAGAUUCGGAGCCAGCAGCGCUGAGUAGCAGCCGCCAGUCCCACUUCCGGGUGGUGGCACACGCCGUGGGGGAAGAGUUGCCGAUAAGCUCGCCUGUUGGUCUCGAAUUCUUCUAUCCAGCGGCUCUUCUGGCAUUAUCUGCUGUUCUCGCCCUGUCAACCUUUGUUUCGCUGCUGUUGACGCUAGCCACGAUGCGUAACACCCUCAAGAGCUUGAGAGAGGCUUUUUUGAAACCUCGCUUCAGAAAUGAUUUUGAAGUGCUUGAAGAAAAGUGUAAAUAAUAUGAUCGUCGCUUGUGGCUGUAAGAAUGGCAUUAUGCAAUGAUGUUUGUGUGUUUCAUUACUUGUUUUAUUACGUCUGUUUUUGUAAACGUAGAAUGCGGGAGGCGCUUUUAUGCGUGUGUGACAAGUGUGUGAUAUUUACUUUCAAUAGCUUGUAUUGGCUGUAAUGAAUUAAUAACUAAAA